AUGAAGAACAUGAAAAACUUGAUCUGCAUUGUCCAAAAGAAGAAACUUAACCGUGCAGAAAAAAGGAGUUUGUUGUCAUCGAUUGCAGCAUGUCAUAAUUUUGGUGUUGAAGCCCAUAAUUAUGUUCGGGAUUCAGAUGUAUAUGAUUCAAUUGUAUUCUCAUAUUGCCGAACACUCAGGUAUUUUGGUAUCCCAUUUAUUUCAUUUCGAGAAACUGAGAGAUAUAAAUUCAUGUUAGAACUAUCUAUUCAGCAAACAUGGGCACUUGGAAUAGGAGAAGCUCUUACAAACACCAAAUUUUUCAAUGCUUCUCGUCUUCCUACUUAUCACCCUGAAGUAAAGGAAGAUUAUUUUGAUUUAGCGCUAAGUACCUUAAAGAAAAAUAAAAACUAUGAAGAAGUUGCAUCAAUUCUAAAGGCUUCAAAUCCUGAUAUUAGAUACAUUUCAAUCCUUGAUUCGCCGAGUCAAAUUAUUUUAUGCACUUAUACAAAGAAGACUAAUAAAUUUAAUAUCCACAAGGGUUGCUUUUCUACUUCUAAUCUUACAAUUUACGCUUAUGAAUCAGAUAUUAAAGCAAAGGAAAAGGCAAAUAUGAUGAAAAAGAAGGCAAAAGAGCAAGACGAAUCUUGUAAAGACUCCGAAGGAUCAAAUUUAAAUCUUGAUCUCGAUACAUCUUCGAUGCCCGAUGACAAUUUUCUGAUGUACUCAGAAUUGGAUAAGAUUCCUGAAUUCGGACCGUGCGAAAUAUUUGAAGAUCUUUGA
This is a messenger RNA of Trichomonas vaginalis G3, 762 nucleotides long. RefSeq lists its product as uncharacterized. The transcript has a single exon. The record is from RefSeq and is a predicted model, not a curated record. The coding region runs from base 1 to 762 and encodes 253 amino acids. Lineage: Eukaryota; Parabasalia; Trichomonadida; Trichomonadidae.